This is a messenger RNA of Lotus japonicus, 830 nucleotides long. RefSeq names its product protein C2-DOMAIN ABA-RELATED 7-like. Bases 104 to 616 code for a protein of 170 amino acids. NCBI's taxonomy places the organism in Eukaryota, Viridiplantae, Streptophyta, Magnoliopsida, Fabales, Fabaceae. The record is from RefSeq and is a predicted model, not a curated record. The transcript has 4 exons.
UGCAGUUAUUUUUAGUGGGUAACUCAACUAAACUUUUCCUCUCCAUCAUCUUGUUCCCUUGAUUUUCUAGGCGACACAGAACAGAACCACAAAGGGUGAUUCAAUGGAAAACAUUCUGGGUCUUCUCAAACUUCGUAUCAAAAGAGGCUCAAAUCUAAAACCUUGCGAUACUCGUACCAGUGAUCCAUAUGUUGUUGUCACUAUGGCCGAACAGAAAUUGAAAACUGGUGUUUUUAAAGAUGACUGCAAUCCUGAAUGGAAUGAAGAAUUGACUCUUUAUAUCAGGGAUGUCAACAUUCUGAUACAUUUGACAGUUUGUGACAAAGACACUUUCACGGUUGACGACAAAAUGGGCGAGGCAGAAAUAGACAUAAAGCCGUAUCUUCAUUGUGUGAAGAUGGGGUUGAGCGAUCUCCCAGAUGGCCAUGUAAUCAAGAAGGUUCAACCAGAUAGGACUAACUGCCUCACUGAAGAGAGUAGCUGCGUAUGGCGAAAUGGAAAAGUCAUCCAAGAGAUGAGUUUAAGAUUGAGGAAUGUGAAGUCUGGCGAAGUAUUUGUGGAAAUUGAGUGGGUUGAUAUAACAGGUUCCAAUGGUCUAUCAGAGGUUGAGCUUUAGGAAAUAGCAGCACGACUUUGACACCUUGAACUUUGAAGGUUUAUCCGAUGCAACAAAUAAAUUCUACUGAGAAAUUGUAACUUAUGGAUCUUAAGGCUCAUAAAUAAAAGUACUUCCUCUAUGUAAAUGUAUUUGGAGUUUCUAUAUUAACUGAUUUUCCCUGUCUUUGCUCCAAGUCCAAAUCCAGUAAAGAGAAGACUUCAGACGCUGCUAA